Molecule: messenger RNA, 4692 nt
Organism: Oncorhynchus mykiss (rainbow trout)
Lineage: Eukaryota; Metazoa; Chordata; Actinopteri; Salmoniformes; Salmonidae
Gene: mmrn2a
Product: multimerin 2a
Molecular function (GO): protein binding
Source: RefSeq, a predicted model, not a curated record
AAAUAGCAGUCCCGGAGAGGCCUCAGAUGCUUUUGGCAGCUAGCUAGCGUGGAUAGAUCAGGACCAGGCAGGGAAGCAGACAUGACAGCCGUGGGGGAACUGAUGCUGCUGGUGCUGGGGCUGAUGGUGACGGCCCACUGUGAGGUCAGGGCUAGAGACCCUGAGGUGGAGGAAGAGGACCAAGGUUUGCCUGUGGAGAGAGGAGGCUGGGAUACCCAGGGGGUGGGUGUCCACCCUGGACCUGGGAAGUUUGACAUCCCCCACAUGAGGAAUGGACCCCAUGGCCGCAGACCUGACAUCCCUGGCUCUGCCCACCACCCCGUAAGGCACGGACCACAUGGGCAACCCCAUCAGGCUGGUCCUGGACAACACCCCCUGGGUCUGCUGCCCAAGGAGACUGCACCAGCACCAGGAGAGGGAGGGAGCUACCCAGCCCGCACCGGAAACUGGUGUGCAUUCGUGCACCGCCGCAUUGAAUCCAUUGUUGAAUCCUGUGGCACAGAAAAAUACACCAUCAAGUCCCAGAGCCCCUGUCCCAAUGGCACGCCUGACUGCCAGCUCGUCAUGUACAAGCUCUCUACCCGGCCAGUGUACAGAGAGAAGCAAAAGAUCUUCACAGCCCUGUUGUGGAGGUGCUGCCCAGGACACGGAGGGGAGAACUGUGAGGAAACAGUGUCUGACCCUGCGGACCCUACGGUGGCAGGACGACCACAUUCCGGAGACACUGAGCCUCACCACACAGGUGCACAGUCUAGACUCACCCACCAGGCUGAGAGGGAGCAGAAUGACUUCCAGGUGUCUGAGAAUCCUCUGCACGAACUCCAUGCCUCAGAGGCUGACAACAACAACAAACACACAGAGUCCCGAGAGUCCCCCUCAUACCCUCGACAGGCCCAGGAGCACAUCCCUCACCAUGGCUACGACCACCCCCACAACCCUAACCACCACCAGCGGGAUUUCAACCAUGGAGAUCCAAUCAGGGAUGAGGUGGAAGCUGUCCCUCUACUGCCCUACCAAGACUCCCAGUCUCCCCUCCCUCUGCUCCACAUGAUGGCCCUGCUAAUGUCCCAGCUCCAGCCCAUGUUGGAUGGCUUCAACCGCACCUUGGAGCACCUAACCCAGGAGGUUGAAGGUCUGUCCCGGGAUGUGGCUCUGCUCCAGAACUCUCAGUGGGAGGUAGAGGAGGCAGCCCUGCGCGGAGCAGGGGCUGGAGAGGGUCCCGAGGCCUUGGAGGUUAAGCUGGAGCAGAGUUUCCAAGACACCAAGGAGGUGAGGAGGGAACUGGAGAGACAGAGAGCUGAGAUGGCAGACAGGCUACACUCCCAGCAUGCCAUGCUGCACUAUAACAUCACCAAUUUCAAGACAGACAUUGAUGGCAAGAUCAAACGCAACCACAAGAUGUUACAGGUUAAUCUCCAGUCCAUGAAUGCCACCCUGUCAGACAUGAAGCUGGAGCAGGACCGUCUGAGUGAAGUGCUCCAGAGGCACCUGACCAACCCAGGGGCCAGGAGAGAACCCAGCCAGGUCCAUCCCAGUCAGGUCCAGCAGCCUCCAAAGGACUCAGCAGUGUGGGAGGCUAUCGCCCGUCUGGACAACAAGGUGGUCAACAACACAGUGAGGGUAAAUGCCCUGGUGGAAGACCUUGAGAUGGCCAAUGACAACGUCCUGGACCUGAAGAGGGGCUUCCGAGACCUUGAGGAGAACAUUGCCCAGACGGGGAGGAACAGCCAGAUCCAGUUCAUGGAGACGGGCCUGGAGGUGGAAGCAGCUAAAGUAGCCGUGCUGAACCGUGUCAAUGAACUGGCCAGCAACCUGACCAUCCACUCAGAGCAGCUGCAGGAGAUGGAGACUGACAUGGACUACCUGUACACACAAUUCUACCAGAACGUCAGCGCUGCCGGAGACUGUGACUGCAAGGCAUUCACCGCCUCCUUCUCCCGUCUGGAGCAGGGCCUGACCAACGUCACCGAGCUGGCCAACGACAAUCGGCUGGCCCUGGAUGGAAGCACCGAUGCUGGGUCGGAGCACUGGGGUCCCUCUGUGGACGACGUCAUGGCCUCCCUGGCCUUCGAGCAAGAGAAGAGCAGAACUCUCCAACACAACCUGACUCAGCUGAUGACCUCAGUCCUGGGCAGCCACAGGGACGUGCUCAGCCUGCAGGAGAGCGACAAGAGGUUGGAGGCUGAGAUGCGCCACCUCUCCAGCUCCUUUUACUCUUUGUUGAAGGACGCCAUCCGCCACACUGAAGUGCUGGAGAUGCUCCUGGGGGAGGAGGUGAUGGGGUUCAUGGACUGGCCCCUCCACAAACAGGAGGCUCACUCCAUCCCCGCGCUGCAGAAGAGGCUCCAGCACAUGCAGCACCAGAUCAGGGGCCAGAACCUCAGCCUCACCACCCUGCUGGACGCUGCCCGGGCAGAGGAAGUCCCAUCCUCAGACGAGCCCUCCGUGCUAGUAGACUUGGCCUCCCGCGGGCUGAAGAGGAGGAGUGGAGACCAGAGGAGUGACCACCUCAUGGACUCAGCAGCCUCUGAGGACCGGCAAGACUACUCGGACAGUGACCUGCAGAGCCUUGAGAAAGCAGUGGAGGAGCUGGGGGAGAAGGUCAACAGGCUGGAGUACAGGCCUUGCCCUGCCAGCUGCAACAUCACCAAAGACAGCACCUCUGGUGGUGUGGAGGCCAAAAUGCAGGUGGAGGUGGCCUGGCUGAGGAAGGGUCUAGAGAAUCAUCUGCGGCUCUUUAAGAAUGUCUUCAGUAACUCAGAGGGGCUGGCCGAAUCAGAGAGCACCCUGGACCUGGACCAGCUGUGGGCCCUGAUGAAGAGGAAGGAAAGGAAGAGAGAGAGGAAGCGCAAGGACAAGAAAGAGGGGAUAAAAGAUCAUAUUGGAGAGCGUGCUAACCUUCGCAGCAGGAGGGAUACAUCAGUUCUAUCCAAGCUGAGGGACAGUCCCCUGAUGUUUCUGGCCAGAAGCAUACAGCGCAGCAGACCAAGUGACAGCCUGCUGGUGUCGGGGGACACAUCCCUAAACCUCGGCCAGAUGUACUCCACUCACACUGGGAUGUUCCAAGCACCUUUAGCAGGGGUCUACCUCUUCGUGCUGACAUUGAACUUUGAACCUGGUCCCUCGCUAUCUGGGCUGAGGAGAGAGAAUGGGGAGCUGGCUGCCACUCUGCAUCAGGACAAGAUGGCAUCGUAUGGCCCCGUCACCCGCGUGUGUCUCCUACAGCUGCGGCAAGGAGAGGAGCUCCGCCUCGAACUGUUGGGAGGGAGUCUGGUGACUGAUGAACCUAACGACAACAUCUUCGCUGGGCUUCUCCUUCAUCACACCACCUGAGGGAGCUGUGGCCGGUCUGCAGUCAGAGGAGAGACGUUGGACUGAGCAAAAUCAAAAUCACUAGACUAACAGCUGCUAUCCCACCCGUGUUUCGAUCUCUUACAUUGAUACUGGGAGGAGCGUAUAUAAAAAGGUUGAGUGAGUAUAAACAUGUUUCCUGUGUCAUACAGUAUACCACUUAGAAGCGUUGCAAUACAACCUCCCUGAAGUUAUUGUAGGCUGUUAUAAGGGGAACGGGAGCAUCAGCAUUCUGGACCAUAAAACCAUAUUCUAUAGGAAACACUGACUCAGAAUAGAAGGUGGGAUCGUUAAGAUAUCACAUGCUACCAUAAUAUAGUGUGCCUUCAGUGCUUUAUGACUGCAACAUUGCUUAUACAUGUAUGAGGACCCAGGUAUAGAAAAAAACAUUUUCUACAAGACACUGGCUCCAUACAGACUACAGUGAACAUAAAUCAAUUAAGUGAAGGGACAGAGGAAUUGAUUGUGUGAAGAGGUGAACUCUAUAUUACAGUACAUCAAUAUGCUGUAUGUUUCUCCUCCAGUAGACGGACGUGCUAGACACCUUACUAGGUUAAGCCUCAUCAAAAAGAAAGCGUAAAUAACCCAAGGACAGACCAAAGAGUUGUGUACUAAAAUAAGGUUAUUUACUUAAAAAUGGAUACAUUGGACAGGCUGUAUAGAGAAUAGUUUUCUUUCCUUGGUAAACUCAAAGGCCCGAUGCUGUACAAAAACACAUUAAAGAUUUACACAUUGAGAUUAUUCUAGAUGGUUUUCUUGCAUGUUACAAACGACAGGAAAACACUAGUUACUGCUUGGGUGAAGUAUUUUUCUUAAAUAUCUACCAUGUACUGUUAGCUUAAUUCACAGAGAAACUGUCCUGACACACACACACACACACUAGGAUUUCAGCGGACAUGCACACAAACAUAAGCACACAUUAUGAGCGCAAACCCACAAGCACUGCUAAAGCUAUGCAGCAUAUAUGUUGUUUUACGCAUUUGUAUGGACAAAAGUGAAGCAAAAGCCAACAUUAGAUAGAAGAGACAGCAGACACAAUAGGACCAGGGACUUGAAAGAGAACGUUUUAAGAAUACACUGGCCAAAACAUAGAGCCUAUGCAAGAGGUUGAACCAUAACUUAUCAGGGGCACAAUCUCUGACGAGGCUUCCUCGUCAUCAUCACACCGGCAAUACGAACUGUCAAGAGGUAAGGACAGUGGUUCAGAUGAGGGGACAUUAAGUUCUCACUUCAUAUUCCUCCUUUCUGUCCUGUAUGAAAAGUGAAAGAUCUAAAAAUGCAGUUCCUCUUGUGGUAAAUGGUAAUCAAUGGGCUGGCUCUACCCUCUGCACUGGCCCACAG